Molecule: messenger RNA, 747 nt
Organism: Suillus subalutaceus
Lineage: Eukaryota; Fungi; Basidiomycota; Agaricomycetes; Boletales; Suillaceae
Exons: 6
Coding region: 1-747 (248 amino acids)
Source: RefSeq, a predicted model, not a curated record
AUGCUUGGCGAGAAAAUGACCGCUCGCGAGCAAUGCGAGAUUCUGAGAAAGUGUUUCGCUUGUCUCAAUAUCACCUCCCUAAUUGAAUUACGCACCCAGCUACUCUCCGAACAGCUGAAGGAUGCUGAAGAUGCUUCUCGCUAUCUUAGUGUUUUUGAAAACGGCCGAAGGCACUUUGCAGAGAUGGGCGUCAUCUUCACUGAUGAGGAAGCCAUCUGGAUUCGCUCGUCCACUUCGACCAUUACACCCAUUCUCACCUUUGAGGAGGUUGCAGCCUCAUUUUUCGAAGAGGCAAAUCGACAACGUGGGCAACUUAGACUUGCGAAAUCCAGUUCAGAUGCUCAUGUCGCUAUCACAUUCGACUGCAGAAGGGGCCUAUCCUUUGCUGUCGUCAAGGCAUCAUCCUCUCAUUCAUUCACAAGUGAUGAAGACAUCCCGUCCAUUGCCCAUCCCAAACUCUCCGCUAUCCUUGGCUUUGGAACCAUGUCGACCUUGAUCACUGACCGCGAUAUGUUCUGGACACGUUGUUCCAUCACUCGCCGAGACUCUACUCUAGCGUCUACAACAGGCUCAUCAUAUAUACCUCAGGAUCGACUCAUUCGAGUCGCUGAGCCAUUUGCUCUAGCUUACAUCCCCAGGGACAGUCAAGUACGCGCUUCAGUUUACAAAAACACCACGUAUCAGAUACUUACAAACGCGAUAAGAAGAGAGCAGUCAAACCCAUCUUCGCUUGGAUUGCGCGUCUAA